Messenger RNA from Nicotiana tabacum (common tobacco), 2227 nucleotides. The record is from RefSeq and is a predicted model, not a curated record. NCBI's taxonomy places the organism in Eukaryota, Viridiplantae, Streptophyta, Magnoliopsida, Solanales, Solanaceae.
CUCUUUUUCUAAUUAAACACACACACGCACUUUCUCUCUCUCUCGUAAAAGUCACAACAUCAUGAGGAGGCUAUUCGGCAGAGGUUCCGCCGGAGAUUCGCCGCAGCAACCUUCGCCGUCACCAUCGCCGCCACUGUCCUCUCUUCACUCCUCCGUUAACAUUGCAGCUGGUCCGGCGAGACCGAUACGUUUCGUGUACUGCGAUGAAAAAGGAAAGUUCCAGCUCGAUCCGGAAGCCCUUUCGAUACUUCAACUCGUGAAGGAGCCAGUUGGUAUUGUCUCCGUUUGUGGUCGCGCUCGUCAAGGCAAGAGCUUUAUACUUAAUCAGCUUCUUGGCAGGAGUAGUGGCUUUCAAGUGGCGCCAACUCAUCGUCCAUGUACAAAAGGUAUUUGGUUGUGGAGUGCACCUUUAAGGAGAACUGCUCUUGAUGGAACUGAAUACAACCUGUUACUAUUGGACACAGAAGGAAUUGAUGCUUACGAUCAAACGGGAACAUAUAGCACACAGAUAUUCUCCUUGGCGGUCCUUCUUUCAAGUAUGUUUGUAUAUAACCAGAUGGGUGGUAUCGAUGAAGCUGCACUUGACCGCCUCUCUCUUGUCACUGAAAUGACUAGACAUAUUCGUGUUAGAGCCUCUGGAGGAAGGGCCAGUGCGUCUGAGCUUGGACAGUUCUCCCCAAUCUUCGUUUGGUUGCUUAGGGAUUUUUAUUUGGACUUGGUUGAGGACAACUGCAAAAUAACUCCGCGGGACUACCUUGAACUUGCUUUGAGGCCAGUUCAAGGUGGUGGGAGGGAUGUUGCUGCCAAAAAUGAGAUUAGGGAAUCCAUUCGUGCUCUUUUCCCUGACAGAGAAUGCUUCACCCUUGUGCGGCCUUUGAGCAAUGAAAAUGAGCUUCAACGGCUAGAUCAAAUACCAUUGGAAAACAUGAGGCCAGAGUUUAAAGCAGGUCUUGAUGCUUUGACAAGAUUUGUUUUUGAGAGGACAAGACCCAAGCAAGUUGGAGGGACUAUUAUGACAGGACCGCUCUUUGCUCGUAUAACUCAGUCCUUCCUGGAUGCUCUUAACAAUGGUGCAGUGCCUACCAUCACCUCUUCAUGGCAGAGUGUUGAGGAAGCUGAGUGUCAAAGGGCAUACGAUUUGGCUGCUGAUAGAUACAUGGCUUCUUUUGAUCGUUCUAAGCCUCCGGAGGAAGGUGCACUAAGAGAAGCCCAUGAAGAUGCAGCUCAAAAGUCCAUGACAGAAUUUAAUUCUACUGCUGUGGGGGCUGGAUCCAUCAGGAUGAAAUAUGAGAAGCGUCUCCAAAAUUUCAUAAAAAAGGCAUUUGAGGAGCUUAAAAAGGAUGCCUUUAGGGAGGCUUAUCUACAAUGUUCAAAUGCGAUUCAGGACAUGGAAAAGGAACUGAGGAUGGCUUGUCAUGCUCCUGAUGCAAACAUAGAUGGUGUGCUUAAGGUUCUUGACUGUUCAGUGUCCAAGUAUGAAGCAACUUGCCAAGGUCCUGAAAAGUGGAGAAAAUUGAGUGUCUUCUUACAACAAAGCUUGGAAGGUCCACUUUUUGAUCUCAUCAAGAAGCAGAUAGACCAGAUUGGAUCAGAGAAAACCACUCUUGCAUUGAAGUGCCGUUCCAUCGAGGAUAAGAUGAAUUUACUUAACAAACAACUGGAAGCUAGUGAGAAGUAUAAAUCUGAGUAUUUGAAGCGUUAUGAAGAUGCCAUCAACGACAAGAAGCAGCUUGCAGAUGAUUACACGAGUCGUAUUACAAAUUUGCAGAGUAAAUAUAGUUCAUUGGAAGAGAGAUAUUCCAGCUUAUCAAAAACAGUCAGUUCUGCUAAACAUGUGUCCGCAGAAUGGAAAAGAAAAUAUGAACAACUUCUAUUGAAGCAGAAGGCUGAUGAAGACCAAUCAACUGCAGAAGUAUCUGUUCUGAAGUCCAGAACUGCUGCUGCUGAAGCAAGGCUUGCUGCUGCCAAAGAACAAGCUGAAUCGGCUCAGGAGGAGGCUGAGGAGUGGAAACGUAAAUAUGACAUUGCCGUCAAGGAAGUUAAGAAUGCUCUUGAGAAGGCAGCAUCUGUUCAAGAGCGCGCAAACAAGGAAACCCAACUGAGAGAAGACACUUUAAGAGAUGAUUUUUCGAGCACUCUGGCUGAUAAGGAAGAAGAAAUAAAAGACAAGGCAUCUAAGCUUGAGCAGGCUGAGCAGCGUUUAGCGACACUGAAUUUGGAGUUGAGG